GCUUUUCCCUCCACUACAGGUGUAACCUACCUGUCCCUCGCCGAUGGAGGAGGCCGCUGCAUCCAACAAGGUGGAGGCCCCAAAACGCCAGAAGAGAAAUAAGGCUCGAGGGCCGGGCCGCUCGGGCAGGAAGAACAAAGACAAAGAGAGGAGGAGGAAGAGAGAAGGAAGAAUAAGGACGAGCGCCCCGAGCGUGAAGGAGGACGACGCCGAGUGGAAAAGUGACGGAGAGACGGUGGAGGUGGAGGACAGCGGCAGCCGAGCGGAGCAGAACGCCCCCGUAGAGGCCCCCGUAGAGGACAGCGUAGAGGCCCCCGUAGAGGACAGCGUAGAGGGCCCCGUAGAGGCCCCCGUAGAGGACAGCGUAGAGGCCCCCGUAGAGGCCCCCGUAGAGGACCCCGUAGAGGACAGCGUAGAGGCCCCCGUAGAGGACAGCGUAGAGGCCCCCGUAGAGGACAGCGUAGAGGCCCCCGGAGGACCCAGGCCCCCGUAG
This is a messenger RNA of Pseudoliparis swirei, 493 nucleotides long. Its product is annotated as apical membrane antigen 1-like protein. The record is from RefSeq and is a predicted model, not a curated record. The transcript is spliced from 3 exons. NCBI's taxonomy places the organism in Eukaryota, Metazoa, Chordata, Actinopteri, Perciformes, Liparidae. The coding region runs from base 44 to 493 and encodes 149 amino acids.